Molecule: messenger RNA, 1753 nt
Organism: Archocentrus centrarchus (flier cichlid)
Lineage: Eukaryota; Metazoa; Chordata; Actinopteri; Cichliformes; Cichlidae
Gene: tmem184ba
Product: transmembrane protein 184ba
Exons: 10
Coding region: 417-1697 (426 amino acids)
Source: RefSeq, a predicted model, not a curated record
GUUAAUCCGACAGGAGUCGGUCUGGAGCUGCGGCGAACUGGAGACGGGAGACCCGGGGAAGAGUAGCAGACUUUACCGCUUUAGCUCCUGAAACACCGACAAAACUAGUUGGGAUUAGGUGUUAUAAAUGGACAGAAGCAACAAAAAGAUAGAGUAGAAGUCGCAUAACAUGACAGAGAAACUUUAGAGGAGAGUUUUUGGGGUGAGACGCCGAGGUGUUAACGGGGCGGUCCGCCUACGACUCAACAUGGAUGUCCGGGGAGCAACGGUGCGGCUUUGAGAAGGAAUUAAGGCCGUUUCUGGGCUAUUUCUAGCCGAAGAGUUUGUGUGACGGAGCUACGGAGGAUAUUAAAGCACCGGUCUGUCUGUUUCAGGCAAAUUCAGCUGUGGAUUGUUGUCGCUAACGUUUAGCAAAGAUGUUAAAACUGUGGAGGCGAGAUGUGCCGCUCUCAGAGAGGCUGGGGGAGGAUUCUCCUCUCGUUGCCGCACCUGGCCCCCCACCCACAGCAGCCCCAGUGGGCCCCAAUAUUUCAUGGCUUCCUGAGGCGCCGCUACUCAGCUCGGACUCACCUAUCUUUCUGAUGACUCCAGCAGCGCAGGCUGUGUCCGGCUUCUUCGUCUGGACUGCGCUGAUCCUCACCUGUCACCAGAUCUACAUGCACCUGCGUUUCUACAGCUCACCCAGGGAGCAGCGCCAUAUUGUGCGAAUCCUCUUCAUCGUUCCCAUCUAUGCCUUUGAUUCCUGGCUCAGCCUUCUGUUCUUCACCAAUGACCAGUACUACGUCUACUUUGACACAGUCAGAGACUGCUAUGAAGCAUUUGUUAUUUACAACUUCCUGAGUCUGUGUUAUGAAUACUUGGGAGGAGAGAGCGCCAUCAUGGCCGAGAUCAGAGGGAAACCCAUAGAGUCCAGCUGUAUGUACGGUACCUGCUGUCUGAGAGGAAAGGCCUACUCCAUUGGCUUCCUGCGGUUUUGCAAGCAGGCCACUUUACAAUUCUGUGUGGUCAAACCGCUCAUGGCUGUCAUCACCGUCAUCCUGCAGGCCUACGGCAAAUACAAGGACGGAGACUUUAAUGUUGCCAGCGGUUACCUGUAUAUAACCAUCAUCUACAACAUCUCAGUCAGCUUGUCGCUGUACGCCCUCUUCCUCUUCUACUUCGCCACCAGGGAGCUGCUAAGCCCUUACAGCCCUAUGCUCAAGUUUUUUAUGGUCAAGUCAGUCAUCUUCCUCUCCUUCUGGCAGGGCAUGCUGCUGGCCAUCCUGGAGAAGUGCGGGGCCAUCCCUCAGAUUAACUCGGAGGAAGUGUCCGUCGGCGAGGGCACGGUCGCCGCCGGUUACCAGAACUUCAUCAUCUGCAUCGAGAUGUUUUUCGCCGCGCUGGCCCUGCGGCACGCUUUCACAUACAGAGUCUACAAGGACAAAAGUCUCGAUUUAAGAGGACCUGUUCCUACAUAUGGACAGUUUGGCCGCUGUGCCCCCAUGAAGAGCAUCUCCAGCAGCCUGAAGGAGACGAUGAACCCGGGCGACAUGGUCCAGGACGCCAUCCACAACUUCUCCCCGGCCUACCAACAGUACACUCAGCAGUCCACGCUGGAGCAGGGGGCGCCUCCGCCCGUCUCCCGUGCCCACAGUGCUGUCAGCGCCCGCGGUGACACAGAGAAAACCCUCCUGCUCAGCUCAGAUGAUGAAUUCUAGAGCAGGAAAAGUCAAAAGCGGGCAAAACUUCAACAACAGUUGAAACGUAUCAGACG